This is a messenger RNA of Toxotes jaculatrix (banded archerfish), 2740 nucleotides long. RefSeq names its product copine III (gene cpne3). The record is from RefSeq and is a predicted model, not a curated record. The transcript is spliced from 16 exons. Gene Ontology annotation, biological process: ERBB2 signaling pathway; cellular response to calcium ion. NCBI's taxonomy places the organism in Eukaryota, Metazoa, Chordata, Actinopteri, Toxotidae. Gene Ontology annotation, molecular function: receptor tyrosine kinase binding; calcium-dependent phospholipid binding. Gene Ontology annotation, cellular component: plasma membrane. The coding region runs from base 154 to 1770 and encodes 538 amino acids.
CUUUGGCCGCACCGAGGGCAGAGCUCAGACGGGAGAUCGUCUGGGUUGGAGCCACAGCUCGACACCGUCCAGUGAACAUCGUUAUCCUCCUGUGACAAAGUAUUUUCUUCCUGUAUCGUGUCGCACACCUUCACAGCUGGUUGCCUGUCAGACAUGGCUGCCCAGUGUGUAACCAAGGUGGAGCUGACGGUGUCUUGUGAGAAUCUCCUGGACAAAGACAUCGGCUCCAAGUCCGACCCUCUGUGCGUCCUGCUGAUGAGCAGCUCUGACUCUCAGUGGUACGAGGUAGAACGCACGGAGAAAGUCCAGAACUGCCUCCACCCGAAGUUUGCCAAAAAGUUUGUCAUCGACUACUACUUUGAAAUCGUGCAGAAACUGAAGUUUGGGAUUUAUGACAUUGACAACAAGACCAUUGACCUGAGUGACGAUGACUUCCUGGGGGAACUGGAGUGCACCUUGGGCCAGGUCGUGUCCAGUAAGAAACUGACCCGACCGCUCGUCCUGAAGAACAAAUCGCCUGCAGGAAAAGGGACCAUCACAAUCAGUGCAGAAGAAAUAAAAGAUAACAGGGUGGUGAAUUUUGAAGUGCAAGCCAGGAAACUGGAUAACAAGGAUUUAUUUGGGAAGUCCGACCCUUACCUCGAGUUCUACAAGCAGACUCAAACUGGAUGGCAGCUGGCUCACAGGACUGAGGUGGUGAAGAACAACCUGAAUCCAACAUGGAGGCCCUUUCGGAUCCCCCUGCAGUCCCUCUGUGGAGGAGACAUGGACAAACCCAUAAAAGUUGAGUGUUAUGACUACGACAACGAUGGGUCACAUGAUCUUAUUGGAAUCUUUGAGACCACAAUGACGCGCCUCCAAGAAGCAUCACGGACUUCUCCGGCAGAGUUUGACUGCAUCAACAGUAAGAAGAAGCAGAAGAAGAAAGGCUACAAGAACUCUGGUGUCGUGAGCGUGAAGCUGUGCCAGGUGGUGAAGGAGUACACGUUCCUGGAUUACAUCAUGGGAGGCUGUCAGAUCAACUUCACUGUGGCUGUCGACUUCACCGGCUCCAACGGGGAUCCCAGGUCUCCUCAGUCUCUGCAUUACAUCAGUCCUCAGGGUGUUAAUGAGUACCUCUCCGCCAUCUGGUCUGUGGGCAACGUCAUCCAGGACUACGACAGCGACAAGAUGUUUCCCGCCUUCGGCUUUGGAGCUCAGAUUCCUCCCACAUGGCAGGUCUCCCACGAGUUUCCUCUGAAUUUCAACCCGUCGAAUCCAUUUUGUGCAGGUGUGGAAGGGGUGGUGGAGGCCUACAGGGUGUGUCUGCCCCAGGUCAAACUCUACGGUCCCACCAACUUCUCCCCUAUCAUCAACCACGUGGCCCGCUUCGCUCAUCAGGCCCUCCAGCAGACCACUGCAUCACAAUACUUUGUUCUGCUCAUCAUCACCGACGGAGUCAUCACAGACAUGGAUGAUACCCGCAACGCCAUCGUCAACGCCUCUCGCCUCCCCAUGUCGAUCAUCAUUGUCGGAGUCGGGGGGGCGGACUUCAGUGCCAUGGAGUUCCUGGACGGAGACGAUGGACGCCUGCGUUCUCUGACCGGCGAGCCCGCCAUGCGAGACAUCGUGCAGUUCGUGCCGUUCAGGCAGUUCCAGAAUGCUCCCCGAGAAGCUCUGGCCAAGAGUGUGUUGGCAGAAGUUCCCAGUCAGCUGGUGGAGUUCUUCAGUACCAUGAAGCUGAGUCCACCCAGCUCCAGUCCAGCACCAAACCCUGCAGAGACCAACUGAUCUCAAACUGCCGAGAGGAAACCAGAACCUCCGGCACAUAGGAACCAGACCCCAGCUUCAUCUCAUCAUAGAUAAUUAGAUCAUUAGAUAACCCCCCCCCCCCCCCCCCAUUCCCAGCCCGCCCCCCCAUAAGCACUCAACACUAUUUAUGACCACUCUCUGUUUUUAGUGUCAGAUGUAGCUGUUUUUAGGUUUUAACAUCCAUGUGUGUUUAUUUCAGUGAUAAAAUCAUUAAAUCAUUCCAUCAUUUUAAAAGAAUGAGCGAGCAGCAUGACAGUUGAACAUCGCAGGGAUUUAAGCCUUCAGUGUUUGUGCAGCAGAAGCAGCUCGUAAACUGUUCUGCUGCUGGUUUUUAGUUCAGUUUAUUUUUAUCCCACUUUGAUGGCUGCAGCAUCACGUUACAGUAGUCCUGUAAAAGGCUUUUCCACACUAUGAUAACAAAGAUGACCUUUUAAUCAUGGCAUCAGUAAAUGCAUGGGAACCUUCUCCCCAUAUGAUGUUUACAUCAUCAGAGGAACAGCAGCUGAAGUGCCAGGGUUGUUUUUUUUUUGUUUUUUUUUUACAUAUAACCAGUAGCUUUGCAGUUGCUUCUGUAGUUGGCAUGUAGAGUUUAUAUUUUCUUAAAUGUCAUGUUACACACGCUUCCUUUAAUAACUCAUAUUUAAUAAUCUGAUGUACUACAAAGUCAUUUUUCCUCAGUGAAGUGCCAAAGUGUGUUUGUGGGUUGUUAACCUCUGUAAACCCAGAGCUAUAUGUACCUGUAUAUACCUGAAAGUAUCAGUCAGAAAUCUUAUGCUAACUGGAAACACUGGUAUGUGGAUCUGAGUGUUUGGUGCCGCUGUGACCCCGUGACCCUGUGCUUCUCUGUCUUCUACAUUUUGAUGAGCAGAGACACCGUGGGGUAGUUUCCUGGACAUGGACGGUGGGACGGCCACUGACUUUUAGUCUCUGUUCAGGAAACUGGCCUUGU